This is a messenger RNA of Salvia splendens (bonfire salvia), 1178 nucleotides long. RefSeq lists its product as uncharacterized. Lineage: Eukaryota; Viridiplantae; Streptophyta; Magnoliopsida; Lamiales; Lamiaceae. The record is from RefSeq and is a predicted model, not a curated record. Bases 323 to 976 code for a protein of 217 amino acids. The transcript is spliced from 3 exons.
GAGGGGCGUGUGUUUGGACUUUGGAGGGACAACCCCCGCCAUCACUUGGCCGAGUAACAAACGAGGAUGGAACACUUGCAAUGCGUCCCGAUUUCAUGUUGUCUUCCGGAGCAAAACCAAAGCUCCACGUUGCAGAUUGAUGACAAAUUAUUAAAAAUGUUUAUUCAUAAAUAAAAAUAAAAUAGCUGAAAUUAUACUACUUCAAAUUAAAUAAAUUUGUUAACACCAAUUCUUUGAAACUCUCCUACGCCUCCACGACGUCGCUGCUGUAUUCACCGCCGUUUGUAUCGCCGGCCCUCACGCUGCCGCCGUGCUAGCCAGAAUGAAGCUGAGAGUGGUCUCCAGGAAGAUUUACGAUUACGUUCGAAAAGAUCUGAAGGAGAUUGCAUUUCCUUCGUCGUUGCCUGAUCCGCCCCACAUCAAAAAGCGCCAAAAGCUUACUUGGAAGGAGCGAUACCUUGUUAGUUAUCUUAAUCACGAUUCUCUUCUUGCACUCCUGUUUCAAAUAAUUGUGGUAGUGCAGUUGAUUUUUCGUCUCAUUUAUUGGAAUAAAAUCCUAUUUGAUUGCAUAAACAAGAUGAAACCUACCAUCUUUAUUGAUACUUGUAUAUGUGGAGAUGCUAAGGUGUUGAAGGAAGCAUCUAGACUGUAUGCUGCAAGCUGGGUCAGGGAUAUAGGUCCAGAACUCAGGCCAAAUGAAUACAAACAGAAAGCGGAGAAUGAAAAUAACCUCAAUGGUGAAAAAGGGAUGUCGAAAGAGAAGGAACCGUCAACUCUAGAGGAUCUUGCUGUGGCUGCAAGAGGAGGAAUGGAGACAUUAAGACCUGCUCUGCAGCGAGUUUACAUGACCAGAGCUUCUGCUUAUAGAGAUGCACUUAAAAGUUUUAUUGAAGGUUAUCAAGAGGGUAUACAACAAGUUAUGGAGAAGAAGGAAGAUUCCAAAAAUCAACAAGAACCCCACCCUCCCAAAGGAUAGAUUUCAUUUGCAAGAGAAUUGGUCCGAUUCUGCGAUUCCAUUUGGAGAAGUUCUUGUUGUAACCAGCAUUAAAGAACUUUAUAUUGUGCUGAAUCGAGACAGAACUCAUCCUUAUUUUCCUCAUUCAAAAAGUGGAAUUAACAUAUUAUCUGGAGACAGCAGCUUAAGAGAGAAUGGUAGUUUGUGACAGUUUUCAAGUAAA